Cordyceps militaris CM01 is the source of this 912-nucleotide messenger RNA. RefSeq names its product Carbohydrate binding family 6. Gene Ontology annotation, molecular function: hydrolase activity, hydrolyzing O-glycosyl compounds. The record is from RefSeq and is a predicted model, not a curated record. Gene Ontology annotation, biological process: carbohydrate metabolic process. The coding region runs from base 1 to 912 and encodes 303 amino acids. Lineage: Eukaryota; Fungi; Ascomycota; Sordariomycetes; Hypocreales; Cordycipitaceae. The transcript has a single exon.
AUGCUUACACGCCGCUUACUAGCCCUGGCCGCGCUCUCGACGCCCAGCGUCCACGCCAACGCCGCCGCCACAGCCAACGCGGGCGUGCGCAUCCCCGCGGGCUUCGACCGCGUCCUCUUCUACGACGACUUUUCCUCGGGCAGCACGCUUGACCUCUCCAAGUGGACAUACGACACUGGCACGCAGUACCCGGGCGGCCCGGCCAAAUGGGGCACGGGCGAGGUCCAGACGUACACGUCGUCGCCGGACAACAUCCACAUCACUCCCGACCAGACGCUACGCAUCGUGCCCCUCCCCGACGGCCGCGGCGGCUGGACGUCGGCGCGCAUCGAGACGGUGGCCGGCUGGGACGUCGGCGCCGCCGUCGGCCAGAAGAUACGCAUCGAGGCGCGCAUCAGGCUCGGCCCGGCCCCGCGCGGCGAUCAGAUGGGCAUCUGGCCGGCGUUUUGGACGCUCGGCAGCGCCUACCGCGGCCACUACCAGAACUGGCCGUCCGUCGGCGAGGUCGACAUUCUCGAGACGGCGCACGGCGUGAGCCGCUUGUGGCAGACGCUGCACUGCGGGCCGACCGCCAAAGGCGGGCCGUGCAAUGAGCCCGGCGGCCGCUCCAAACAGGCCGACGAGCACGGCUUCAAGAACUGGAACGUGUUUGCCUGGGAGAUGGACCGCCGCCGUCCCGAGGAGCGCAUGACGUGGUUCGUCAAUGACCAGCCGCGCUUUGUCCUCAAGCAGUCGGACAUGGGCAAAUACUGGGGGUCCGUGGCCAACACCAAAAUGUUUCUUCUCCUCAAUGUUGCUGUCGGUGGCGCCUUUCCAGAUGGCAUUGCCGGCUUUAGGACUCCCACCAACGAAACUAUCGGUGGUCUCGACGCUGCCAUGGAGGUCGACUACGUCGCCGUCUAUGGAGUCUGA